Zychaea mexicana is the source of this 669-nucleotide messenger RNA. RefSeq names its product acyl-coenzyme A thioesterase-like protein 13. The coding region runs from base 60 to 530 and encodes 156 amino acids. The transcript is spliced from 7 exons. The record is from RefSeq and is a predicted model, not a curated record. Lineage: Eukaryota; Fungi; Mucoromycota; Mucoromycetes; Mucorales; Lichtheimiaceae. Gene Ontology annotation, molecular function: fatty acyl-CoA hydrolase activity.
CGUCGCUUCCUCAGUGGGACCUUUUCCUGGUUUUCUCAUAACUGUCACUUUAUCUAAACAUGAUUCCUACUGCUGUUCUACGAUCGCCGGGCAUGGUUCAAAAAGUCCUCAAGAGCUUUCAAACCGAGGGUGGUUAUGACAUGCUAGUUCUCCCAGGGCUUAGAGUUCUCGAUAGUGAAGAAGGUCGAGUGCGUGCCGAGUUUACCGUUGAAAAGCAACACUUGAACCGGUUAAAGUCGGUGCACGGCGGGCUUCUCGCCACGGUGGUCGAUGUCGGUGGAUCUUUGGCUUUGGCUUCCAAGGGAAUGUAUGCCACCGGUGUGAGCACGGAUAUCAACAUCAGCUAUAUUUCUGGAGUCAAGGAAGGCCAGGUCGUCAAUGUGGAUUGUCGCUGUGACAAGCUCGGCAAAACGUUGGCAUUUACCAGCGUAGACUUGUCAUCCAAUGGUCGCUUAGUUGCGACCGGCCGCCAUAGCAAGUUCGUUGCCCAAGCAUACUCACAUCCUGAAAAUGAAAUCGGAAAGAAAUAGAUAUCAGCCAUAUAUACUUCCACAAUAGACUAGCUUUUUGUUAAACGCUCUACUUUUUGCAGCUUUAUUAUCUUUUAUCUUUGAAAUUAUUGUACUUGUGCUGUUUGGGGUAUGUGGAGGAAGGUAUACAAGCAUCGAC